Messenger RNA from Soboliphyme baturini, 357 nucleotides. Lineage: Eukaryota; Metazoa; Nematoda; Enoplea; Dioctophymatida; Soboliphymatidae. The record is from the annotation of a GenBank genome assembly.
AUGGCGGCGACGGACACAGCAGUGUCAGCAGUCAUCACUCGAGCAGACACAAAAGACCAAAAUUCUGUCGUUCGUCAUCGUAUGUUACAGCUGCUUCAGCCUUUUCCGUUUUCUACUUACGCGUGUCUCCGUUUUACAGUCGGUCAUCGUCCAGAAGCAGCGUCGCCGGAAGUUCGCUAUCAGCCGGUUCUCACGCUUCCGGCUCUGGUCCUAGUUCCCGUUUUCGUUCUUCUGGUUCAGCUUCAGACUCUGGCCGCGGUUCUGACCAUCGUCGUCGUUCGCGCUCCCGCUCCGGGCGACGAAAGUCACGUCGAGAAGUCGUCGCAUGAGCGAGCGUGCGUGUUCGGAUUCGGUUAG